Messenger RNA from Hirsutella rhossiliensis, 423 nucleotides. RefSeq lists its product as uncharacterized. Gene Ontology annotation, molecular function: linear primary-alkylsulfatase activity. The transcript has a single exon. Gene Ontology annotation, biological process: dodecyl sulfate metabolic process. The coding region runs from base 1 to 423 and encodes 140 amino acids. The record is from RefSeq and is a predicted model, not a curated record. NCBI's taxonomy places the organism in Eukaryota, Fungi, Ascomycota, Sordariomycetes, Hypocreales, Ophiocordycipitaceae.
AUGUCGGGAACGACCGAGUUGCGCGAGGGCAACUUUGGUACGCCAACGGCCGCCGCCUCGGCCGACGUGAUGGCCCAGCUCACGCCCGAGAUGCUCUUUGAUUCCUUCGCCAUCCAGAUUGACGGCCCCAAAGCCUGGCAUGAGCAACUUUCAAUUAACAUAGUCCUCACCGAUAAGCCCUACCGCUAUCGCCUGUGGCUCUCCAACGGCGCGCUCGUAUACGCAAAGUCUGUCCGGUCGACCAGCGCCAACGCGACCAUUACAGCGACAUCCCGCACGCUGCCUGCAAUUGCGGUGUCCGGGCUUGAUCCUGAGGCACUUGAGAAAGCGGGCAUCGAGGUUACUGGUGACACGACAACGCUCAGCCGUCUUGCUGCCCUGCUCGACCCAGGCGAUCCCGAAUUUGCCAUCGUUACGCCGUAA